AUGCAUCUUUUAGGCGAACUAGCCGAUGCAACAUGGUUACGUCUAGAAGAUUUACUUAAGGAUUUAGAUGAACCGGACAAAGAACGUCAAGCAUUUAUUGAUGAUACUCGUCAGUUUUUCGAACAACGUCUUUCAACUUAUAGAGACAAACGAAAAGAAUUAGAAAACUCUAUUGAAAAAUUAAACGAACAGAUGUAUCAGUUAUUUGAUAAACUUCAGCUACCAAGAACAAAAUAUGAUAAUAAUCAAAUGACAUUAAUUGAAAAACGAAAAACUAUUAAUGAAAAAAUAGAUGAAUUAACAAAUAUGGUAUUAGAACGUGAUAGAAAACUUAUUCAAUUACGACAAAUAGUUUACAUUAAAGCGAAAUUAACUGAAAAUAUGCAUAUUAACAUUGAUGAGAUUUCAUCUACAAAUGAAGCCUAUUCGAUUUUAUCUGACUUAACAAGUAAAUUGAAGAAAUUAAAAGGUGAUAUUCAGGUUCUUCUUGAUAAAAUCUAUUCUCUAAAUCCCGAUAUCACUUUAAAUAAUUCAACUGCUGCUAAAUCAUUUUUAUCUCUCAACGAUGAAAAUGAAUUGUCUUGGCUUAAUGAUAAUAAUCCAUUAACGGGUCGUUCAUUGUAUACUGAACUUCUUCAUGAUUAUGAACAUUUACAAGAAAAACUUCUUACUGAGGUUGUUCAUCUUCGAACUGAACUUGGUCAAAAAGAACCCUUACUUUCAUGUGAUUUAAAAGAAGAAUUAGUUAAUUUACGUUUACGUAAAAGAUAUUUAUCUUUAUUAUCAAAUUUUCCGCAUAAUUUAACACCGAAUUCAAGUCUGGAUGAAAUUCGUCAAACCUAUGAGCAAUUAACAGCAUCAUCACGUGCACAGGCUCGAGAAAAGCUUAAACGUUUGUGGGAUCAGUUAGAUGUACCAAAUGAUCAACGUAUUACACCAAAAACCGCUGACAAUGAAGAUGAUUAUUUAUCUAUGAAUGAUGAAAUACAUCGACUUGAAACGUAUGUUGAAUCAAUUCGACCACUUUUAACUAAGAUUCAAAAACGAGAAUGGUAUAAAAGAGAAAUGAUCGAAUUUGAAAAACAUGCAGCUGAUCCAGCUAGAUUACGUGGAAGUUCAACACAAUUAUUGAAAGAAGAACGAUUUCGUAAAGAGCUUUCACGUGAAUUUCCUAAACUCACUGAUGAUUUACGUUUCAUGGUUGCUGAGUGGGAAGAAUCAAUCGGAAAAAAAAUAAUUUAUGGUGGUGAAUCUUAUUUAGAAACGAUGAACAAAGAAAAAUUAAGUGUGGACUUUGAAUUAUUACAUUUACGUUUGCUGACAAAAUGUCAAGUACUUGUGCAAGGAAAAUCCGAUCAAAAAAUAUCAACUGAGAAUAACAAUCAAUCAACUUCAUCAACAAUUUUGUCACAUCAUUUAACAUCUGUUCUACCUUCGCCAAUAUCUCCUCUGCCCCCAUCAAUCUCUCCUCUGCCCCAAUCAAUCUCUCCUCUGCCCCCAUCACCAAUAAAUAAAUCAUCAACAAGUCGAAUACCAACAAUAAAUUCUGCAACCACGAAUAGAAAACUUCAUAAACAGACAUAA
Messenger RNA from Rotaria socialis, 1584 nucleotides. The record is from the annotation of a GenBank genome assembly. NCBI's taxonomy places the organism in Eukaryota, Metazoa, Rotifera, Eurotatoria, Philodinida, Philodinidae.